UGUGAUAUCGGGCCCCCCCUCCUCCUUUCUUGUCAACAAGGCUUGGGAAGUUUGCUGGAGGGUGACUUUACUAGAGCCACACCUUGAGGCCUUCAGAAAAACACAAAAAAAAAAGAAAAAGAAAGAAGAACAAAACGGUACCUUGCCGCAAAGCAAAUCUCUGAACCUGUGGCGGUAUGAAUAGGUCAUCGGGGUCGACCUGUCACCAAUACAGCCAACAUUCAUGCCACCAAAUGCCUUGUUCCAGAUCGACGACCUCGAGGAGGACUGGAACUUCAGCUUCAAGUUCGACUACAUCCACACGCUCAUGAUGGCGGGGGCGUUUCGAGACUGGCCACGGUUCCUGGGCCAGUGCUACGACUUCCUGGAGCGCGGCGGCCACGUCGAGGUGCAGGACAUUGACUUCCCGCUGCGCUGCGACGACGGCACCAUGCGGCCCGAAAGCGCCGUGCGCCGCUGGUCGGACCUGAUGAUGGAGGCCGGGGAGCGCUCGGGCUUCAAGCUCGACGAGUGCGGCCGCGUCGCCGACAUGAUGCGCGCCGCCGGCUUCGUCGACGUCGUCCGCGUCCCCUUUUGCUGGCCCGUCAACCGCUGGCCCCGCGACCAGAAGCUCAAACAGCUCGGGCUCUGGGCCCAGGAGAACUUUGCCGAAGGCUGCGAGGCCAUGAGCAUGGCCCUCUUCACCCGCUUCAUGGGCUGGACCAGGGACGAGGUCGUCGAGUUCAGCGCCCGCGUCCGCUCCGACCUGGCCGACACGAGCAUACACGCCUACUUUCCCAUCUAUGUCACCUACGGCCGGAAACCCUGAAGGCGGGAGGUGAGGGGAGUGUGUGGAGCAAGAGGCUAAAAAAAAGAACGGGACAACCACCACGGACUGGAAAUCUACUCCUAUUGGUUAUAGCGUCUGUGGUAAAGGGGAAUAUGACACCUGGAUUGUAAUCAUGCAGUAUUCGUUCAUCAAUGCUACCCAACCCGGCACGAAAAAAAAAUCCCGACAUGAUAGUUUGCCACAUGUGUUUGGUUCUCAAAAUGGUCUGAUUCUCAUUGCCAACGUCCC
Messenger RNA from Pyricularia oryzae 70-15, 1057 nucleotides. RefSeq lists its product as uncharacterized. The transcript has 2 exons. The record is from RefSeq and is a predicted model, not a curated record. The coding region runs from base 224 to 808 and encodes 194 amino acids. Lineage: Eukaryota; Fungi; Ascomycota; Sordariomycetes; Magnaporthales; Pyriculariaceae.